Messenger RNA from Schizophyllum commune H4-8, 2255 nucleotides. Its product is annotated as AAAP amino acid permease. Gene Ontology annotation, molecular function: transmembrane transporter activity. NCBI's taxonomy places the organism in Eukaryota, Fungi, Basidiomycota, Agaricomycetes, Agaricales, Schizophyllaceae. Gene Ontology annotation, cellular component: membrane. The record is from RefSeq and is a predicted model, not a curated record. Gene Ontology annotation, biological process: transmembrane transport. The transcript has 13 exons. Bases 1 to 2001 code for a protein of 666 amino acids.
AUGACAGUCGAAAGCGCGGCCAGCGGCUCCUCCGUUGCGGUCGACGCGCCACCCACCUUCGAGAACGCGCAGUUCGACAUCAUCCUGCGCCGCCAACGACAGCGGCCGAAAGAGGGUGGCAUCAAGGUCAACACGGUGCCGUCGCGCUUUCUGAACCUGUCGGACAACUUUGAGUUCGCCGGGUGGGGCUCGUAUGCGACAAUCAAGCUGGAUGGGAAAGAGCAUAAUGAGGGCGAGAGGAAGGUGCAGGACAUCCAAGGGCAGAAGGUGCUGGGGCAGUUCUUGUCUAGCGCGUUGGCAGGGAAUGCAGUACUGGGUUCCGUCUUUUACGCGUUUCCGAGCGUGACUGCUGUAGCAGGAGCUCUGUCGCCCAUAUCCCUAUUCGUCGCAUCCAUCACCCUCUUCCUAUGGAGACCCAUCAUGGAAGAGCUCGCCGACGCGCUACCCAUUGGUGGAGCGCCCUACUCCUACAUCCUCAACGUCUCAACAAAGGCCGCAGCCCUUGCAGGAGCGGCGCUCCUUCUCCUCGACUACGCUGCGACCUCCAUCGUCUCCGCUGCCACCGCUGUCACGUAUAUCCAGGGCGAAGUGACGCUCCCGUUCCCUGCAUUCGUCGCCACGCUCAUCAUUCUGGGCAUCUUUACCGCCGUCAGCCUAUGCGGUGUGAGGGAGAGCGCGCGGGUGGCCUUUAUUGUACUUUUGUAUCAUGUCCUCACCAUGAUCGUGCUCAUAAUCGUCGCCUGCGAGCAUUGGGGCCAUAUCGGAACAACGCAGUUGCGGGAUAACUGGCAGACUAUUCCUAGUGAGCCCAGUAGUAUCGUCCGCCAGAUCUUCUAUGGGUUCUGCUUGGGGAUGCUGGGCCUGACGGGUUUUGAAUGCACUCCCGCCUACGUCGGCCGCAUCAAACCUGGACGAUUCCCCAAGGUCCUGCGCAACCUUCACCUUCCCGCCAUCGGGCUCGGCACGAUCAUGAUGCUCUUGGUCAUUGCUAUCGUACCCAUGGACAUCACGCUCGGCUCUGCGAACAUUCUCAGCGCGCUCGCGCAGUUAUCUGCCGGGCGCUGGUUACGCAUCUGGGUCGUUGUCGACUCGGUGGUGGUGCUUUCUGGUGGCGUGUUGACAGGCAUCCUCAGCGCCUGCGAGCUCCUCGAGCAGCUCUCACGUGACCGCGUGCUGCCGAGAGCGUUCAAUCACCCUCUGCCGUUGACGGGCGCGCAUUACCUCUCGGUGGGCGCCUUCGUUGUGCUGAGCAUCGUACUGUACGCGAGUACGGGGGCGAGCCUGACGAUUAUAUCGAAGAUGUUCUCCCUCGUCUGGCUAACAGUCAUGACGCUGUUUCCGGUUGCACUAAUCAUGCUCCGUUUCAACCGUGGGCAUCUGCAGCGGACGUCGAAGACCUCGUUCACCGUCAUCGUGGCCUGCAUGGCGGUCGCUGCUGCUGUCUUCGCCGGUAACAUCGCGAUUGACCCGACCACCGCUGGCUACUUCGCCGCCUACUUCAUCGUUGUCACCACCUGCUUCACGAUAACGCAGAAGAAGACGCACCUGGUGCGCUACGUGUACUGGCUGUACGACAACUACCCGUGCCUGCACCGCUGGGCGCCGACGCAGGGCUGGGGGCGCGCGCUGAUUGGGACGAUGAAGCGGAUGAAGAGGCAGCCGGUGUGCAUUUUGGCGAAGACGGAUGAGAUCAACUACCUCUUCCAGAUGAUCCUCUAUGUGCGUCGGAAUGAGGAGACAUCCUGUCUGAAGAUAGUGCACUUUGUCGACGAGGAGGAUGUGGUGCCGUCAGAGCUGGAGGCAAAUGCGAAGAUCCUCGAUGAGGCGUUCCCGGAAAUCACAGUGGACCUUCUCAUCGUCCGCGGGACCUUCGACCCAGCGAGCGUCGCCGCCCUCGCGCAACGUCUCGAUAUUCCCACUUCUCUCAUGUUCAUGAGCUGCCCCGGUAGCAAGUUCCCCUUCACCGUCUCUGACCUGGGCACGCGGAUCAUUUGCCGUUAAUAUCUUGAUUUUUCGGGAGCUUUUUGAUGUUGCGGAUUAUCUUUCUGCUACUAGAGUUACGCCGUUGUCGUGCGGAUCAUCAUUACAUUGUAUUUCUAGCCACCGUCCAUCGCCUAUCUUCGUUCUCGCUUUCUUAGCACGUUUUCACGCUUUCAUGACUCUUACGACUUACAUGCAUUCCUUUCUCGCACGAUCUCGACGAUAUGUUAGACAUACCCUGUACAACCAAUAAACUCUAAUGUUUUGACCCUGUA